AUCUUGUCUUAGUCAUCUCAAAUAUGGUCUCCGACCUUUCAAUUCCAAAGCUGCAAAAAGUGUCGGAUUAACAAAAUUCUCAGCCAUGGAAAUUGCAUCUGUUCCUUCUUUACUUCUACAAUCUCACCCAUGGCCAAAUCCCUCUCCCUUCCAUCUCUCCCCUUCAUUUCCCCUUCUUCCAUUACAACCCAUCUCUCACAUCUCCCCAAAAUAUCUUGCUCUUCCAUUUCUAUUCAAUCUCAAUCAGCUAAACACCAGCUUCUCACUCUCAUAUCUGACCAAGAAAGAGGUCUCAAGACCCAGAAAAAUCCCCAGAAACUUGCUUCAAUUGUGAAAUCAAUCGACGACUUGGCUUCUCUUGGCCGUAAUUCUGUCACUACCGACGAUUCACUUUCUGCGACAUGGCGUCUUCUGUGGACUACUGAGAAAGAGCAGCUGUUCAUCAUUGAGAAGGCUCACUUGUUUGGUACUCAAGCUGGGGACGUUUUGCAGGUUAUUGAUGUUGAGAAAAAGAGUCUCAACAAUGUUAUCACUUUUCCUCCAGAUGGGGUUUUCUUUGUUCGGUCCAACAUUGAAGUUGCUUCCUCUCAGAGAGUGAAUUUUAGAUUUACAAGUGCUGUUCUGCGAGGAAAAAACUGGGAGAUUCCGUUACCACCAUUUGGACAGGGUUGGUUUGACACAGUAUACCUCGAUGACGAGAACCGGGUUGUAAAAGAUAUCCGAGGUGAUUAUUUGAUUGUUGAACGUGCUCCCUACAGUUGGACAGAAUGAAAGCUGAAUCUUAAGUUUUCAAUGCUGCUGUACAAAAAUGAUGUAGUUGAUCAUAGUUGUAUUACUCAUCUAAUGUUUCUCCCAAGUAGAUUCAUCCUCAUGGUAUCUGUGUUCUUAUCAUGCAAGACAUGCAACAACUCUCACUGUAUAUAUUUAAGCUUAUAAGUAUUUCCACUUAUGAUUUAUUUA
Molecule: messenger RNA, 960 nt
Organism: Cucumis melo (muskmelon)
Lineage: Eukaryota; Viridiplantae; Streptophyta; Magnoliopsida; Cucurbitales; Cucurbitaceae
Product: probable plastid-lipid-associated protein 11, chloroplastic
Exons: 3
Coding region: 130-771 (213 amino acids)
Source: RefSeq, a predicted model, not a curated record